CCACUGAGCUAAAUCCCAACCCCUUUUCCUGUGUCUUUGUUGCUUACAGUCACAGUUACACAGUCUGUUGUGGCCAGGACUUACUUGCAUAUCCUCAUGCAGGAUUUUCCCCUUGAGGCCCAUUUGCCAGGUCUUCCUUUUCUUACCACGGAGAAUCUGCAUCCUGGUGUGUAUGAAAUCAGGUUGUAGAUUCUUUCUAAUGAGCUCCCAGACCCCAUAUAAAUAAGGGUAUAGCUUGACAUCUGUGACUGCUAAGUCCCACAAACAUUUCAUGACAGUCAGGAGGCCAGUGUCUCCGGAAUGCCAGAGGAUCUCAGAAGAAAAUGGACAGUUCUAGUCCAGAGCCACAAUGGAUACUGCUAGCCAUAGCCUUGUGCUUCUGCAGCAGCUGAACAUGCAGCGAGAAUUUGGUUUUCUAUGUGACUGCACAGUUGCUAUUGGAGACGUUUACUUCAAAGCCCACCGAGCAGUACUUGCUGCUUUUUCUAACUAUUUCAAGAUGAUUUUUAUUCACCAAACAAGUGAAUGCAUAAAAAUACAGCCAGCUGACAUCCAGCCCGAUAUAUUCAGCUACUUGUUGCAUAUUAUGUACACAGGAAAAGGGCCAAAACAGAUUGUGGAUCAUAGUCGUUUGGAGGAAGGGAUCCGAUUCCUUCAUGCUGACUACCUUUCUCACAUUGCAACUGAAAUGAAUCAAGUGUUCUCACCAGAGACUGUGCAGACAUCAAAUUUGUAUGGUAUUCAGAUUUCAACAACCCAGAAAACAGCUGUCAAACAAGGGCUGGAGAUCAAAGACACUCCUCCCAGUAGCAGUGGAAAUAGAGCUGCUGCCCCGGGUGACCACCCCCAGCUGCAGCUUUCCCUUGCAAUUGGACUAGAUGAUGGCGGUGCGGAGCAGCAAAGGGCCCAUCCUGCUGCCCAGGCCCUGGAGGAGCACCAGAAGCCCCCAGUGACCAUCAAACAGGAGAGAUGUGAUCCAGAGUCUGUGAUCUCCCAAAGCCACUCCUCGUCCUCAUCAGAGGUGACUGGCUCCUCUUUUACAGAAAACAGUGUCAAAGUCCACUUAUGCCAUUACUGUGGGGAGCGUUUUGAGUCCCGAAGUAACCUGAGACAGCACCUCCAUACCCAUGUGUCUGGAUCUCUCCCGUUUGGUGUCCCUGCUUCCAUUUUGGAAAGUAAUGACCUUGGUGAAGUGCAUCCACUUAGUGGCAGCAGUGAAGCUCUUGAGUGCCGGAGGCUCGGCUCCUUCCUUGCCGAGGAGGAUGGGCAGCAGCCGCGUCCGCCUGAGCACUCAGGCCGGGGCCCCUCAGAGCCCUUGCAGAUCAGCCAAGUGUCUGUGAUCUCCAAAGACACAGAGCCGGUGGAGUUAAACUGUAAUUUUUCUUUUUCAAGGAAAAGAAAAAUCAGUUGUACCAUCUGUGGUCAUAAAUUUCUUCGAAAGAGCCAGUUACUGGAACACAUGUAUACACACAAAGGUAAAUCCUACAGAUACAACCGAUGCCAAAGGUUUGGAAAUUCACUGGCCCAGAGGUUUCAGCAGUAUUGUGACAGCUGGCCCGAUGUCUCCUUAAAAAGCUCUCGCUUGUCACAAGAACAUUUAGACUUGCCUUGUGCCUUAGAGUCAGAGAUGACACAAGGAGGUGUGGACACCAUCCUUGUUGAGUAGCACCGUCUCCUUUAGAAUGUUUAUACCAAUCUUGGAAGAGAUUCACGUGCCAUUUCUACUUCAUAAGUUAGUUACCUCCUAGUGGUCUUUGACUUAAUCUGUCACUAGUUUUGAGGUGGUACACACUAGUUCUCAUCACAGACAUGGCUAUAAACGUAACCUUCAAAGUAUCCUAUGAGCUUUUUUAUAAAUUAAAUCAUUAUUUGAAAAUCAGAAGUUAAUGUAGAAACUUUAGAGUAAGUGAUUAUUUAUAAAAUCUCUUUGUUUUUCCAGGUUGUAGGGUCAGUAAAAUGAACUUGAAUAUGAAGCAGAUGAGAUCUGUUUUAAAGAAUAUUUUAGAGACUGGAAAUGAAGCUGCUCUGUAGAGUGCUUGCCUAGCAUGUGUGAGGCCCUAGGUUCAGUGUCCAGCACACAUUCACAUGCUCACACACAAACACACUUCUAACCUGUCACUCGUGUCUUAUGUUUCAUAUGAAUUAUGUUCUUAGGAAAAUGAUUUUUAAAUAUUUUCUGCCAUAUAGGAAAUCAAUAGUUAUUUUAAUGUAUAACUAUAUAUAGAAAAUAAUCAGUUAUUUUAAUGUAUAACUAUAUAAUGUAUAAAAAGUUUGCUUUGUUUCAAGACAUGGCUAUACCAAAUCAAGAGUAGUUUUAACUGUAUUUACUAGCAUUCCAACCUCCUACAUGGCCUUUUAUUUACUAAACAUCAAGUAUACCUCAUUUUUAAUAAAACUAUCUCAGCUAAAAAAGGAAGGAUAGGAGAAGUCAGUGGUAAAGAAGUCUUGAACUGAGAAACAGAGCAUUGACAUAAAUGGAGCACAGCUGCGGGUCUGUGUGAGCUAACCUCGGCAAACCUCGGUAGGAGUAGGCAGAUCUACAGUGUGUUCUUAGAGACUUUCAGAUGUUUAUACCAGGAGGUUCAACUAGGUUUGAAGAGGAAAAUCCUAAAAUACACAUCGUCUCCCUGACUUAGUGUCACACACUUGUCAAGGCUGCCUGGGUUGAUGGUAGUUUUCUGAAAGUCACUCCUGAAGGUAAUUUUACAGUGGCGUGACUUUCACUUUUCUGUUAGUAAAACCAGUGGAGUGGAUGCCUUAAGUGUUCCAGGCCUAUUUAAAACCCAUGCUGGCAGCUCUCCUUUUGUGAAUAUACUCACUUCCCUUUUAUAGUGGCGACACUUAGAAACUUAAAACUCCAGGAAAAUGAAUGUUGUUGGACUAAGUGAUGCAUUUUCUGUACCUAACAAGUCGUCCAUCAAAUUUCAUUGUUUCUGAAGUGUUAUUUAAACUUGAAUUCUGUUCUCAAGGAUCAGAAGGCAAGAGAGACAGUAGAACAGCCCCCCUCCCUCCCCUCUUAAAGUCUAAGCCUCACAGACAUGUAAAGAACAUUUGAGUUGAUCUUGACAUACACACACACACACACACACACACACACCCUCACCCUCCUCUCAGAUUGUAAACUAGAGUCCUGCUAUGUUACCAGGUUGGCCUUAAAAUCUUGGACACAAGCAGUUUUCUGCUUGAGCUUCCCAGGUGGCCAGGACCAUGGGGCAUGUGCGGUCUCUCAGAUACCUCAAUGUAUCCAUUUAAUUUCGACCCGAUGCUAACCCCACUCAGGUGCAUACCUCUGAAGACAUUUAAGAGUCCACCUCCUCUGUCUGUCAGCAGGUCAGAGUGACUCAGCUAAUUCUGAAACAAAAGUUUGUUUUGUUUUGUUUUAUUUUUUCCUGGGUAAAUGGUGAGUUCAGUUGAAUAACAAAGUUUCAGAGAUGGUGGCUUGGGCCUUUAAUCCCAGAACUUGUGAGGCUGAUCACUGAGUUCGAGGCCAUCCUGAUUUAUAUGGUGUGCUCCAGACCAGUUAGAGUGUCAUAGUGAGACCUUCUCUCAGACAGAACAGACACACCCAGAUACCACUCCAAAACAAAGUAGUUUUAACAUUUUUGAGACAUUCUUGCUAUUCGGCCCAGGCUAGACUUGAACUCACAUUGUUUUCUCCCUGCCUCCUACCGCUGGCGUCAUGGGCUGUAUGUAGCCCGGGCCAGCCUUCAGACUGGUAACUUUCAGGGGCUAAGUGAAGUACCCAACUGGGCACUGUUCUAAGGUAACUGAAUUUCUGAUUAGAGAAUUAGCCUCUGGGAUCAAGACUGAUACGUGUUUUGAGAGCAAAACCUAGCUAGUGGUAGAACGGAUUGUAUUGGGGGUGGUUAAACUAGUGUGGUGUUAUGGGGAGGGGGUCAUAAUUACAUAUUAUCUUAAACUUAAGUCCUCAAAGCAAUUACUCGGUUACACCACCUUCAGUGAUUUAAUCUUACAGAAACUCGAAUACUGACUUCAUGUAUUUUAGGUUAUUUAGGAUAUAUUCCCUACCUUUAACUUUUUGAGGGAUAGAGUUAUAUCUCAAUAUAUUUAUAAUGAGAUAAGGGGUUUUUUGAGAUAGAGCCUGGGCUGGCCUUAGACUCACAACAUAGCUGAAGUUGGCCUUCAGCUCCUGAUCUGCCUGCCUCCACCCCCAAGCCCUGGUGUUACAGUAUAGGUGCACCCUCCUCACGUCAGGCUCCUCUAGCCUUCUCAAAGUAAAACUUUACUCUUCAGCUUUUCUAGUCCUCCCUGCAUACCAAGUCUGACCCACAAAGCCCUUAUUAGGGUGGGAGUGGAGAUAUGCUUUCAGGGUAGGUGAGUGGGUACAGCAGCUCAAGACAAUCCAGAGAAGUGCUAAAGGAGUUUGCCAACGGCUGGUGGCCAUGUUAGACACCAGGCACUGUCUGUUUAAAGUGGAACUAUAUAUAUGAAGGUCUCAAAGAGUUAAUAAAAAAUGUAUCAGUAAAUAAAAUACCUAGUAAAUACCUAGAGCCUGGGGAAAUGGCUCUGUGAGUAACGUGAUUACUGUUUAUGCAUUUGAACCUGACAUAGGUGUGGUAAGGUCCAGUGCUGGUCCAGUGCUGGUUGGGGAGCAGAGACAGGAAGAUAUCAGGGGCGCUCAGGCCAGCCAGCCUUACAGAAAGAGCAAGCUGCAAGUUCACUGAGACUCCGAGGCAGAGAUCGAUUGAGGGAGAAAGUGAUUGAUUGAGUCAGUCUCUAGUCGCAACAUGUACCCACAUGGGUGCACACGCAUGCACAUACAUACUCCUCACAUACAAAACUAACGAGUGGAACUCUAUUGCUAGGGAGCUUCAAAAAAUAUUGGUUCACCUGGUGCCCGUUAUUAAAGUUCUUUAGCACUGAGAACUUCACCUGAUUCUUGUUAUUCAUAAAGUUAUUUUUAUACUGAGAACUAAAAAGACAGAAUGCUGGGUCUUGCCCGUCUAAUCCCAGCUGUCAGUAGACCAAGGCAGGCUUGUAAAUUCAGGACUAACCUGGAGCUAUAUGGCAAGACCUGUCUCAAGAGAAACAACAACAACAACAAACAAGCAAACAAAAAACCAAAAUUUUCUCAGUCUUCAAUAAUGUUUUGUUUUAGGAAGUAGAGAUGUGUGUUUCAUUUAAUAGAAAAAGUUCCCUAAAGCUAAUUUCUACUGAGGCAUGUAGUAAGUGGUGUGGGACUGCUGUUGCUUUGUUUUGAUUUUUAAGAAAGAUAUAUUUACCUUUAUGGUAUGUGUUAGGGUGUUCUGCCUCCACGCGUUUCUCUGCACAGCAUGUACACCGUAAUUGUGGAGGCCAGAAAGGGCAUCAGAACCUUUAGAAUUCAUGUGGGUGCUGGAACUGAACCAGGUUCUCUGCAGGAGCAGCAAGUACCCUGAAUCACCAGUCCUCUCUCCAGCUCAUUUGGGUUUCUUUGAGAUUGGGUCUUACUGUAUGGCCCACGCCGGCCUGAGACUUGAAACAAUCCUUAUCCACCUCCUAAGUGCCUAGGGUAACAGGCAUACACUAUAACACCUACAGCCUGGGCAGUUUUGGUUUUGGUUUUCAGACAUGAUUCUUCAUUGUGGGGGGGGGGGAGUAUUCAUAUUUUAAAAGGUUUUCCAGGAACAACCUUUACUUUCUGUCACAUCUGCAAAAUGGAGCUCCCCUCCCCCACUCUCUAGCUGUGUUUUGUGAAAUGGUUGCCGAGUUGAACCAGGAGUUGCCAUAUGUACUUUGUUGCCAGAUGUCGCCCUCUUGUGUUGAGGUGUAGCCUGCUGGGUAACGUUUUAAAGGCCUGGUAAAACAAGCUCAAUUCCUGUCACUCGUCUUGUGUACUAGGCAGAUACUAGAUAGGUCUUUUCUGCUUGGGCCAACUUUAACUCUUCCCUUCUUUUUAGAUCCUACGUGUAGAUGUUUUCUGGGGAAAAGCAGAGGCCGUUUCCGAAUUUGUUCUUGGUAGAGCACUCAGUGAGUGCCGUCUGCCUUUUUACUAUAUAGAGUGGUUACUCACUCCUUCCGGGUAAGGUGGGUGUCAACAGCGCCUACCUCACAGGGGUGUUGUGGGGCUUUGUUCUAAAAUGGUUAGUGUGCUUAAGAAAAACCAACACGAGGAAGCAGUGCCACGGCUGGCCCUACUCAGUAUUCCAUCCAGUAGAUUCUAGAACAUGCUUGCAGCACCCGUGCACUACUUAAUAAACAGUUCAUCGAGAAGACUAGUUUUUCCCAAAAUGCGCCAGAAAUAGGAGUGCUGCUUGAGUUCUACUCUUCUGUAGUAUUUCUCGCUACUGUUCAGCAAGGAAGAUAGGAUUUAGCAUUGUUGGAAAUAAAAUAUGCUAAUUCCAGCUAAUGACAUUUACUCCAAAUACAUUAUUUUCAUAAAAGGAACAAAGAAAAUAAAAAUCCCAUCGUUUCUUGGAUGAAGACGGUCUAAGUAGUAAAGAGGGAUGGGAACUGGAAUGAUUAUCCGUAGGAACUCACUAAUGUUCUCUUGAAGUAAAGCUGGAACACUUUCUCUGAACACUGAAGGAAAUGCCUGCUAGUCAUGAAGGGAGAGCAAGCUGGAAAGCGGACAGACAGUUCCUGAGCCUGUUUGCACAGACCGAGUCUUGAUACUGAAACUAGGAUUCCUGAAGAAUACUUGAUAGGUAUUUUUGUGGUAACUGUGCUAAAAAUAGUUAAUGUGGAAAAUUUUUACAGUGUAACUUGUGUCUUUUAGUAUACUUAAAUUAAAUAUGUCUGUGGUGUUUCAUUAAUAAAUUGUUAAGUUCCUAGGAGUGAACUCUGUAAACACUAA
Rattus rattus (black rat) is the source of this 6796-nucleotide messenger RNA. It is a transcript of the gene Zbtb25, whose product is annotated as zinc finger and BTB domain containing 25. Lineage: Eukaryota; Metazoa; Chordata; Mammalia; Rodentia; Muridae. Gene Ontology annotation, molecular function: DNA-binding transcription factor activity, RNA polymerase II-specific; RNA polymerase II cis-regulatory region sequence-specific DNA binding; protein binding. Gene Ontology annotation, cellular component: nucleus. The record is from RefSeq and is a predicted model, not a curated record. Gene Ontology annotation, biological process: regulation of transcription by RNA polymerase II. The coding region runs from base 350 to 1666 and encodes 438 amino acids. The transcript is spliced from 3 exons.